Aspergillus clavatus NRRL 1 is the source of this 981-nucleotide messenger RNA. RefSeq names its product isocitrate lyase/PEP mutase family protein. Bases 1 to 981 code for a protein of 326 amino acids. Gene Ontology annotation, molecular function: catalytic activity. The transcript has 3 exons. Lineage: Eukaryota; Fungi; Ascomycota; Eurotiomycetes; Eurotiales; Aspergillaceae. The record is from RefSeq and is a predicted model, not a curated record.
AUGAGCAUCACUAUCACCGUGGAGAAGGACGGCUUCUACGAGAUUAACGGCGAGAGCCGCGAGCCCAUCGUGAAUCUCUUUAUGAUUGCCGGCGCUGCCAAACUCCGCAAAGCGAUUCGCGAUACAGAGGAGCUGAUCAUCUGCCCCGGAGUCUACGAUGGCCUCUCCGCGCGCAUUGCCAUGGAACUGGGCUUCAAGGCCCUCUACAUGACUGGCGCGGGUACAACUGCUUCCAGACUCGGUAUGGCAGAUCUCGGACUGGCCCAUCUCCACGACAUGAAGACCAAUGCGGAGAUGAUCGCCAGCCUGGAUCCCUUUGGCCCCCCUCUGAUCGCCGAUAUGGAUACCGGCUACGGAGGCCCUCUCAUGGUUGCCAAGUCCGUGCAACAGUACAUUCAAGCCGGCGUGGCUGGCUUCCACAUUGAGGACCAGAUCCAGAACAAGCGCUGCGGCCAUCUUGCCGGCAAGAAGGUCGUCGACCUGGACGAGUAUCUCAUGCGCAUCCGCGCCGCAAAGAUGACCAAGGACCGUCUGCGCUCGAAUAUUGUGCUGAUUGCGCGCACUGAUGCGCUGCAGCAGCACGGCUACGACGAGUGCAUCCGCCGUCUCAAAGCCGCACGGGACAUUGGCGCAGACGUGGGUCUGCUGGAGGGAUUCACGUCAAAGGAGAUGGCCCGCCAGGCGGUUCAAGAUCUGGCCCCCUGGCCGCUGCUGCUCAACAUGGUGGAGAACGGAGCCGGACCGGUGAUUACCACACAGGAGGCGAAGGAGAUGGGAUUCCGGAUCAUGAUCUUCUCCUUUGCCUCGUUGGCGCCCGCAUACCUGGGCAUCAAGUCGGCGCUGGAGAGAUUGAAGAAGGAUGGUGUCACAGGUAUCCCUGACGGACUGGGGCCCAAGAAGCUGUUUGAGGUCUGUGGGUUGGCCGAUUCGAUGAAGAUUGAUACAGAGGCUGGGGGCAACGGGUUUACCAACGGCGUCUGA